AUGGCCUUCCGUGAUCUCCGCAAUCCCUUCUUCUUCCUACUUCUCGCAUUGGCUACUUCGCCAGUAGUUCUUGCAGGUGAUCCCGACAUCACUUCGGACUUCGUGCUCCCACCGAACACCAACGCCGUCAAUGGCAGCUUCUUCACCUUCACCGGCAUGCGCUGCCUGCUGGACUCGUCCCCGCCGACCAACUUCACCGUGCUGAAAGCUACAAUGGCGGAGUUCCCGGCCCUCGGCGGGCAGAGCGUCUCGUAUGCUGUGCUCUCCUUCCCUGCUGGCUCGGUCAACCCCCCUCACACUCAUCCCCGCUCCGCCGAGCUUCUCUUCCUCAUCGACGGAUACCUCGAGGUCGGAUUCGUCGACACCGCGAACAAGCUCUACACGCAGACGCUGCAGCCGGGGGACUUGUUUGUGUUCCCAAAGGGACUCGUUCACUACCAGUAUUGCAACCGCAAGACUCCUGCAAUCGCCAUUUCUGCCUUUGGGAGUGCAAGUGCUGGCACUGUAUCGGUUCCCAAGGCUGUGUUCACGACGGGCAUCGAUGACGGCAUCCUUGCCAAAUCGUUCAAGACCGAUGCCGCCACCGUUGAUAAGAUCAAGGCUGGACUUGCAUGAAACACCAGAAUUCAAAUCUCGUGGAAGCAGUCUUAC
This is a messenger RNA of Musa acuminata subsp. malaccensis (wild Malaysian banana), 651 nucleotides long. RefSeq names its product germin-like protein 9-3. The record is from RefSeq and is a predicted model, not a curated record. Gene Ontology annotation, molecular function: manganese ion binding. Gene Ontology annotation, cellular component: cell wall. NCBI's taxonomy places the organism in Eukaryota, Viridiplantae, Streptophyta, Magnoliopsida, Zingiberales, Musaceae.